Messenger RNA from Diaporthe amygdali, 1533 nucleotides. RefSeq names its product minopeptidase ypdf. The transcript is spliced from 4 exons. The coding region runs from base 1 to 1533 and encodes 510 amino acids. The record is from RefSeq and is a predicted model, not a curated record. Lineage: Eukaryota; Fungi; Ascomycota; Sordariomycetes; Diaporthales; Diaporthaceae.
AUGGAGAAGCUACAACAUGCAGCCGGAAGCGAGCUGCCGAUGGCUCGGCCCGCUUUAGGAUUUCCAUCCCGAAAGCGUCGAAUUGCUGUUACCUUGAGCAGCGCUGUUCUGGCGGCACUCUGGCUUGCUUCUUUUCUUGGUGGCGCAAUCAUAUUUCCUUCCCCCCGGCGGAUAGAACACUCAGCUUUCGAUAAAGCCCAGCGAUGCGCCAUCGACAAUCUUCACAACGACCUGUCAUUUCUGGACCAGGCCAAGCCUAUACAGGCCGAGGAAUUCGUCAGCCGACGCGAUCGUCUUGCCCAGGCUUUAGCAGUGUCUGAAGUCGACGCCUUUGUCCUUGAACCGGGCUACACGUUCCAAUACUAUGGAAACAUCUCGCAGACAGACUGGGAGCCUUGGGAGCCUGAAGAGAGACCUUUUCUUAUGCUUGUCUUGCCUGAGACUUCCUUGGAUGGCACUAUCAAAGCCAAGACAGCGUUCCUGUCGCCACAUUUUGAAGAGGGCCGCGUGCGGAUGCUUGGCAUACCCAGCCGGGAUGCUGAGCUGGAUAUCGUCAUUUGGGAAGAGCACUGGAACCCGUAUACAACGUUGCUGAAGUCCCGGCUUUUUGCGGAGUUGAAUCGCACUCCCAAGCUGAUGAUGGACGAGGAGAUCCGAGACUACAUUGUUCGAGGCUUAGACGCCGCAGGCUUCGAAACUGUAGGGCUGAACUCGGCUGUCGAGCUUGUCCGCCAGACAAAAAGUGCCGCCGAGGUCGAACUCCUGAGGGCUGUCAACACGGGAACUGUCGAGGCUGUCAGAGCCAUGAGGCCGUGUCUGGUGCCUGGCCUGACUGAGAAUGAAGUAACGGAUAUCCUCAACAACGCGAUGCUGUCAAUCGGGUUUCAGCUCUUCUUCAACAUUGUGCUUUUCGAAGAACACGGAGCUCUACCCCACGGUGGAUUUGUUACGGGCUGGCUCAAAUUAAAGCACGAUAGCAUGGUGGUAAUCGACGUUGGAGCCCAUUACCUGGGAUACUCAUCAGACAUUUGCAGAAGCUUCUUCAUAGAUCCGCCAAAGCAGAAGCUCUUACUACAUGGCGGCUUCCUGGCUAGUGUGAGGCGACUGCUGCGCCUCGAAAGAGAGCAAGGCGGGGAGUGGAGUCCACCGGAUCCAAAGCUCCACGCCGAGAAGCUGCGAGUGUGGGAUAUCGUUCUGGAGGCACAGACAGCCGCAGCGGGUGCUUUCAGACCCAACGCGACAGCCGCAAGCAUCGACAUUGCAGCUCGGACCGUAAUAGAAGACGCUGGUUACGGUUAUGGAUUCACACACCGGCUGGGGCAUGGGAUUGGAAUCAAGGCUCAUGAGUCACCGUACUUGAACAAAUGGAACACGGGAAUCCGCCUCCAAGCGGGCAUGACCUUCACCAAUGAGCCAGGCAUCUACCUCGAGAACCGCUUUGGCGUGCGCCACGAGGACAUAUACCUUGUCACAGAGAAUGGAGAAGCGGAGCUACUCUCCGGGAGGCGCGCCCGAGGCCCCUAUGACCCCUAA